Molecule: messenger RNA, 756 nt
Organism: Puccinia graminis f. sp. tritici CRL 75-36-700-3
Lineage: Eukaryota; Fungi; Basidiomycota; Pucciniomycetes; Pucciniales; Pucciniaceae
Exons: 3
Coding region: 1-756 (251 amino acids)
Molecular function (GO): hydrolase activity
Source: RefSeq, a predicted model, not a curated record
AUGAGCAAAUUGACGCACCGAGAUCCGAACAGAGCAGCCUUACUGCCAAGGACACCAUCCUACAAUAACAUUCCCUUGCCAAAUCCAGGAGCGACGACGAUCCCAAAUUAUGGCUGGUUGUAUGGCUCCUAUGAUCAGCAACUCCUAUUCUCUUCCUCUUCCUCUUCUUCCUUCUCAAAUCAUCGAACAGCCGUAGAACUGGAAUCUCAGAAUGACAAGGCUAUCGAAGAAAACACGGGACUUGAGAAUCAAUUCUCGGGCACACUUGGAGCGGCGGUGUUAGGCUCGAGGUGGGGUGUGGCCGCAAUCACAAUUUCGGCGGAUGAUGAAAACCGGCACUGUUACCAGAGUGGGGAUGAUGAGAAGAGCAGCGAGAUUUUUGUGAAUGUGACGAUGGGAGUGAUUGAGGAGUUACUCAAAGUGGAGAAGACGGAAGGCCCAAAUUAUUUACCCUCCGGAUGCGUCCUGAACAUCAAACUUCAACGAGCGGGACCUCACUACCACUUCGUCCUCACUACCAUCUUUGGUAGCAGACAUCAGUGUGGAAUCGACCAUUGCGGUUCUCACUUCUUGCCCGACGAACAGGCUGUGCUCGACUCUCAAAAUUGCUGUUGGGCUGCCAUUCCUCUCAUCCAAUCUCACUCAGACCCUGGCGCAAUGAGUUUGCUAGUUCGCAAUAGCUGUGGGGGGUUGCUGAACAAUGAAAUUGUUGAAGUUGUCGUAGACUGGUUUAAGUGUAUGGUAGUUGUGCAGUGA